GUCAUGGCGGAGUGAGGGGAGCCCGGGGAGGAGGAGGGGGGAGAAGAGGAGCGGGGGGCCCGAGCAGCCACACACCGUACAUGGACACAGGGAGCCCCGAGAGCAGCGGCCCGGAGCACCGUCCCUUCUCUCUGGUCCGUGUGAGGCGCCGCCGGCACAAUGUUGAUCGUCGAGAAGACAACGGAUUACCCCUCCACGGAGUAUUCCCUGGUGGAAGACGUGGCUCUCCACUUCACCUGUUUAAUGGACAGACUCAACGAGCAGCGCCUGUUCCAGCCCGACCUCUGCGAUGUGGACAUCGUUCUGGUCCAACAGAAGAGCACUUUCCCUGCUCACAAGGGUGUCCUUGCUGCCUACAGCCAGUUCUUCCAUUCUCUCUUCACCCAGAACAAGCAGCUUCAAAGGGUGGAACUGUCCUUGGAGGCUUUGACGUCUCGAGGCUUCCAGCAGAUUCUCAACUUUAUUUACACCUCUAAGCUCUUAGUCAAUGGCUGCAAUGUGCAGGACGUUUUAAAUGCUGCUGCUGUGUUGCAAAUGAACGAAAUUGUGACGUCAUGUCAGGAGCUCAUCCACAGCAGGUCGUUGAACCUCUCGAUGGCCAACGACAUCUUGGACACAGAUGACAGUAGGACGGAUGUCACCACGGUCAUGCAGCCUCAGUUCUAUAGGGAGAUCAAACAAGAAGUUGAUGCCCCUUCAACAAAGAUUUAUGCCCGAGAAGGAAAUGACCCUUACUCUGUUCGAGUAGAGGACAGUGUGAGCAAAGGACAUCUGCCGAACGCCACAUCACCUAAGCAGUAUUUUAAAGAUGAGGAAAUAAGCAGGGGCAGGGUCUGUAAAAUUGAAGGAGCCGACUCUGAGGAGGAUAUGGAGAGCCAAGAAUCCUACAACCGAGAACAGAUCAUCGUAGAAGUCAACUUAAAUAACCAGACACUAAACGUUUCUAAAGGGACAGACGGUAAGGGGUCAACAGAGCCAGUGACGGUCUUAGACCGGUCAGACGGGGAUGAUCGGGGGUCGGAAGAAGAGGGGGAUGAUGAAAAUGAGGAAGAUGAAGGUGGAAUGGAGGAAGAGGAGGAUUUUCUAGACAUGUUGGAGGAUGAAGAUGAUGACAUCCUUCCAAGCGAGGAGGAGGACCUUGAAGAACCCCAUGAGGAAGAAGAGGAAGAGGAGGAGGAAGAAGAGGAGGAAGAGGAGGAGAAGGACGAAGAAUCGGCAGACAUGGCCAAAGAUGAAAACUCUCCUGGUGAGGGGAGCAAGUCGCCGGGCAAAGACCAGACUACCGCGCUGAGUCAAGGAGCAAAAGCAUCCCGAAAUCGAGGAAGUAAUGGGAGGAGGAAAAAGAAAGGACAGGAUGUGUUGGGGCAAAAGGCCAAAUUUGAGGAGAAGCAGAACUAUCCUUGUAAAAAGUGUCCCAGGGUUUUCAAUAAUAGGUGGUAUCUGGAGAAGCACAUGAACGUCACCCACAGUCGCAUGAGGAUUUGUGAUAAGUGCGGCAAGCGGUUUCUUUUGGAAAGCGAACUCAUGCUCCAUCACCAGACAGACUGUGAAAAGAAUAUACAAUGUUUAACAUGCGGGAAGACAUUUAAGAAGCUCUGGUCCUUGCAUGAACACAAUAAGAUUGUACACGGUUACGCAGAGAAGAAGUUCUCCUGUGACAUCUGUGAAAAGAAGUUCUACACGAUGGCUCAUGUCCGUAAGCACCUUGUAGCCCACACGAAGGACAUGCCAUUCACAUGUGAAACGUGCGGAAAGUCUUUUAAACGCAGCAUGUCUCUGAAGGUCCAUUCUUUGCAGCACUCCGGGGAGAAACCCUUCAAGUGUGAGAAUUGUCACGAGCGGUUUCAGUACAAGUACCAGCUGCGGUCACACAUGAGCAUACAUAUCGGUCACAAGCAGUUCAUGUGUCAGUGGUGCGGGAAAGACUUCAACAUGAAACAGUAUUUUGAUGAACAUAUGAAGACCCAUACCGGUAAGGAAAGAGAGAAACCUUUCAUCUGUGAAAUCUGCGGCAAGAGCUUCACCAGCCGGCCCAACAUGAAGCGCCACCGCCGCACCCACACGGGCGAGAAACCUUACCCCUGCAGCGUGUGCGGCCAGCGCUUCCGCUUCUCCAACAUGCUGAAGGCUCACAGGGAAAAGUGCUUCCAGGGCGGCAACCCCCCGACGCCCGGCAGCCCCGGAACAGUGGCCAGCCUCUCCGCCUCCUCGCAGAGCGGCAACUCGCCGCUCCAGUCUAGCCCGGGGCUCUCGCCGACCUUGCCGCCGCACCCCCUCUCUCUGCCCCUCCUCCACUCGCUUCCCAGCAUGCCUCCCCCGUCACAUCACCUUCCGCCCCCACCUCCGCUCUUCUCCGCCGGCCGCAUCAACAACAACUAGGCCAACCCCAGGAAAAUGACCAAUCUGUAGUUCUCCUCGAGGCAAAACUGUGGCACUGCGGACAUCUUUUUUUUUUUGGUCUUGGCGUCCCUCUUCUGCCACGCGGGGAAUGUGACGGAGAGAGGGGAAGCCAUCAUGUGACACUCUUUAGCGCUCAUGUUUGCACACGGCGUACCCUCCGGUUUGAAAUGGGCGUGGGCCGAGGCCUGCAAACCUGUCCUGUUGCUACUGUGCUUUAUUUUUGUUUUUUCUAUUUGUUUUUAGUACAUAUUUUAAUAUGGUCGGUCCUUUUUUAUCAUCGUCUCUUGUUUUCUGUCCUUCAUGUUAAACUGCCCCUAAGUAUUCUACGGGAAAGGUCGGGAGAGACGCAAUCAGGAGCUGGUUUUUUUUUUUUUUGGUCGCUUUCUGUCCACCUGGAGCCGUCACGCAAAUGAGGGGGGGAAAAAAAACACCAAGGUCAGCUGUCCCUGUUUUUAUGGAAGACACGAGGAAUCCUCGCAGACGCGCUCAAAAGGAGUUGGAAGGUGUCCAGCCGACAGUUGCUAAGCAACCCUGGCUAAUCCGCGCGCUGUGACCGAAUCGCCUUUCCAGCACAGAGGAAUGUGGAGACCUGGAAUCCAGACCGUCUCUUUCCUUCACGCUAUGCGUCAGUUUAUUAAAACCGGUCUUUGCGCCCCCAGCUAUUGCUUGGAGGAAGUAACACCCCCCCCCCUUUAUCCUCCUAGACAUCCUGUCCUCAACAUUUCACCUUGGCUGCAAUACAAGGAGUUCUAUCCCAUUACCAGUCAACGCUAACCAAGAUCAUUUAACUGUUUUUUAUUAUUUUACCGUUUGUGUUUUUUUUUUUUUUUAUCUGUGUUGUGUUGGAGCUUUAUGCUUUUUUUUGUUGUUGUUGUUGUUCUUCUGUCUUGGCUCUGAUGCAUCUGUUUUGGAAUUGCAGGAAAAAUGAUUCCAGGGCGAUGCAUUGUUUUCAAAAACCGGGUCAUGCAAAAAUCUAAAAUAUUCUGUAAUAAUA
Messenger RNA from Rana temporaria (common frog), 3394 nucleotides. RefSeq names its product zinc finger and BTB domain containing 47 (gene ZBTB47). Gene Ontology annotation, molecular function: protein binding; DNA-binding transcription factor activity, RNA polymerase II-specific; RNA polymerase II cis-regulatory region sequence-specific DNA binding. The record is from RefSeq and is a predicted model, not a curated record. Lineage: Eukaryota; Metazoa; Chordata; Amphibia; Anura; Ranidae. The coding region runs from base 160 to 2379 and encodes 739 amino acids. The transcript is spliced from 6 exons. Gene Ontology annotation, cellular component: nucleus. Gene Ontology annotation, biological process: regulation of transcription by RNA polymerase II.